AUGAAGAUCCCCAAAGUCACCAGCAUUCUUCUAGUGGUGCUAACGUCGCUUACCCUCCUCAACUUCGUGCUCAAGUACUACACCUACUUCGUGCUCAUGGUGUCGUCAUCCAAGACGUCUGCCAACGAGGUCAAUUCCAUUGCACAGGAAACGGGAGAGGUGCCUCAUCCACACGAGCUCUACGUGCCACUAUUGACAUUCAUACCCACCCGUUCUCCGGUUUUCACGCGUCCCUGGGUGUUGGUCACCAGCAGCUUCAUUGAGGAGAACUUUGUCGGGCUAACUUUGAGCUUCAUGCUCUUUUUCUAUAUGGGAAAGUACUUGGAAACCAUGUGGGGCUCCAAAGAAUUCACUGAGUUCAUCAUUUGCAACGUGAUAAUAUCCAACGUGGCAUUAUUCAUCUACUACAGCAUUAAACUGGUGCUUUUUGACCCUGAGUCGUACGCAGUACCUCCUGUGGUGAUCACAGCCCUGGCAAUCAACAUGGGGUUUUUUGUGGCUAUCAAGCAGAGAAUCCCCAACCACUACUUCCUUUUCUUCAAGGGCAACGUGCGGCUCAAGGUCACCUACAUCCCGUUCAUCUUGGUGUCGUUGGUGUUCGUGUUACUGCUUGUCAGCGAAGAAUUCUUCAUUUCCUUGCUCCUAAGCGGAUUGGGUUUCUCCAUAAGCUGGUCUUACUUGAGGUUCUUCAAGGCUGGCACCAACGAACGCCAAUCGUACUUGCUCCCGUUCUCUCUCUCGCGAAAGAGGUCCAACAAAUCUUCCCAUCCUGUCAGAGCCUCUAGAGAAGGUUCCUCCAGCAGUGCAUCCACAGCCUCUGCCUUACACCUCGAUCACGGCCUGGUCAGAGGCGAUCGCUCGGAGCAGUUCUCCUUAUACACCUUUUUCCCCUACCCGUUGUCGAUUCCAGUGAAAUUGGUCAGCGGGCAAAUAUUCAACACCAUGGUUCGCUACAAGUUCUUGAACAAGAAGGACUUCUACAAUGAGCCUGAGGGUGUGGAGGAUGCCCAGAUGGAGGAGAUCGAUGCAUUGCAAAACACUUUUCUUGGGGUGUCUUCGUUGAAAGGUGCUGGAAACGUAAGUGCCCUUCCACGAGCAGGAAGCUUCAAUAGCCUCUGGAACUGGUUCAAGAGCGGCCCCAAGAAGGUGGGAAUCAAAAGCAGCAUGGAGAAGAGACGGAAGUUGGCAUUGAAGGAGUUGGAGUAA
Suhomyces tanzawaensis NRRL Y-17324 is the source of this 1206-nucleotide messenger RNA. RefSeq lists its product as uncharacterized. Gene Ontology annotation, biological process: retrograde vesicle-mediated transport, Golgi to endoplasmic reticulum. Gene Ontology annotation, cellular component: Golgi apparatus; membrane. The record is from RefSeq and is a predicted model, not a curated record. The transcript has a single exon. Bases 1 to 1206 code for a protein of 401 amino acids. Lineage: Eukaryota; Fungi; Ascomycota; Pichiomycetes; Serinales; Debaryomycetaceae.